GUCCCCAUUUCCGUGCUGUUAUUUAAUUAUUAGGUUUUUAAUUUUCAACUAUCCUCACUGAAAUUAUUUCCUUUGUUGAAAUAGGGUCUUACGCAGUCGCAUGAUUACAAAUUUUGAGGAAUGGGCAGAAGAUAAUCCUGCUCCGGCUACAGUUAUGAUCAUAUCAGAUCGACUGGGUUGGCGCAUGUCCCAAUCAUCACUUCUACAGAAGAGUAACUACAACUGUCUUUUGGCUUAUUCAGUUAGGCCUUUUGUAAAGCCAACCCUGCUCACUUCUGCUGAGUGGCUCUGGGAAAGCUUACUUGCAGUUUCAGAGACAAAAAGACACAUUCUUCAGACGUGCAGUGGAAGUGAAAUGGUUGUUGCAUCUACCGGUAUGUUUUAUUGCGAUUUGUGCGACUAUGAUUACAAUAGCCUGGAUGAUUUCAAGAAGCAUCUCUCAAGAAAAGAACAUACAUAUGAGGAGCACAGAAUGCUUUCGCAUUCUCAAUCUUUUCCUCACCGGCAAAGGCAAUUUAAAAUAUCCAAGUACCAUGAUGAGGUAGGAUAUCCUCCCAAGACCAAACGUAUGAGGAAAGCACCCCGGAAGUGUUUUCUCCUAAGACCAUUACGUUUUACUAGACGCUGAAAUCGUGUUUACUGAA
Messenger RNA from Brassica rapa (field mustard), 644 nucleotides. RefSeq lists its product as uncharacterized. NCBI's taxonomy places the organism in Eukaryota, Viridiplantae, Streptophyta, Magnoliopsida, Brassicales, Brassicaceae. The record is from RefSeq and is a predicted model, not a curated record.